Nicotiana tabacum (common tobacco) is the source of this 1074-nucleotide messenger RNA. RefSeq names its product putative FCP1 homology domain-containing protein C1271.03c. NCBI's taxonomy places the organism in Eukaryota, Viridiplantae, Streptophyta, Magnoliopsida, Solanales, Solanaceae. The record is from RefSeq and is a predicted model, not a curated record.
CAUUAUAAAUAUAGAAUCAUGCAACCAUAUGUUUUUCAAUUGUCUUAGUAGUAUUAUCACUAAACUUUCUUCUAAAUUCAACUAUGGCAAGAAAGCUUUCAAAUCUGAAGUUGAAAACCCUGGUUUUUUAUGAUGAUUAUAGUGAUCAUGAAGAUGAAACAAAGGACAUUGGAAAAGAGUUAGACCUUCCCUUAGAGAAACUGAACCUUGGUCCAAAAAAGAAACUCCUUGUGCUUAAUCUUGGAGGGCUGCUGGUUCAUAGAGUGCAUCGUCGCGACUGGUUCACUGUUGAAAGCUACAAACCGGACUUAGUUUGUGGAAAUUUCUCAGUUUUCAAGAGACCAUUUUGUGAUCAAUUUAUGAAGUUUUGCCUCGAAAGAUUUGAAGUCGGACUAUGGUCAUCUGCAAUGGAGAGAAACAUGGAUGCUAUUCUAGACAACAUCAUGGUUGGACUUCGACGAAAGUUGUUAUUUGUAUGGGAUCAAGAAAAAUGCAUUGACAGUGGCUUUAAAUGCUUGGAGAAGAAGGACAAGCCCAUAUUCUUGAAACAACUGAAGAAAAUUUGGGAAAACAAGUAUCAUAUCCUUCCUUUUCGUGGGGGAAAAUUUUCAGAAUCCAACACACUUUUGAUUGAUGAUGAGCCCCACGUAGCUCUACUUAACCCUCCUAAUACAGCGGUUUUCCCUCCUGUUUUCAAAGUUGGAAAAGGCAAAGACACGUUACUUGGUCCUAACGGCGAUCUACGGAAGUUUCUGGAAGGUGUAGCAGAUGCAGAUGAUGUUCCAACGUACGUGAAAGAACAUCCUUUUGGACAACCUGCAAUAACAGCUUCUCAUCCUGAUUGGAAUUACUAUGUUAAGAUAAUUCUCCGUUUUGGCAUAAAAAAGGAAGCUUCUGAAGUUUAGUCGUUGAGAUUUUACUUGAUAUGGGCUAAAACUUAUAUAACUAUGUUUUACUUAAUGUUUCAAGUACAACCUAUUGUCACAAUGUCAAUGAUCUACUACUGUUUGCUACAAUAUGUGAGGAAUGGUUCCCUCACCUAUGCAAUAUAAAUGUCUUUACAGUUUAUAACUA